AUAUAUAAUAUUAAAUUAAUGUUUUAAUUUUCAAAUAUGAAUAUAUACGUGUCUAAAAUGAUGUGUUUGUAUGUGGUGCAUUAAAACAAAUUACACAAGUUGACGUAAGAAUACAUAAUGAACAUACAUAAUUUUCUAAUUUGUUAAUGUGUCCUAACUUGGAUCCUUAAGUUUAAAAGAAUGGACGUCUACUAACCCAUAUAUAGAAUUGUAGUAGCCAUUGAUUGACGUUGUAUGGGGAAAAACAACAUUUGAUCUACACGACACGGGAAGCGAAACAGAAGUCGGAAAUUUAAUAUCCUUCAAACAACCGACAAGAGGAAAUAAUAAAAAUUAAAUAUGGAAGAGGAGAAAGUUAAAAGUAAGGAAUGCAAUAUGGAACAAAAGCUAAACGAAAUGAAUUCCGUAGAAAAAGUCAUUGAAGAAACGGUGACAAGCGGGCUACAUGCAAUGGUGCUGGCUUUAGGAUACAAAGUGGGCAUUAUUGAUGCCUUUGGACGAUUAAACAAACCAUCAACAGCAAAAGAGAUCAGUGAAGAAGCAGGAUUAAAUCUUAGAUAUGUACAGGAAUGGCUAACUUGUAUGACGGCAAAAGGCAUAAUAAAACUGGAAAAGGAGAAAUUUAGUCUACCUUGCUCUGAGAGAGUUCAAAAGGCUGUUCUUACAUCCGCCAUGCUACCAUUGUUCUGUGACUGUUUACCAAAACUGGAGACGGUAAUGCGAGUCAAGGACACAAAUACAGGGUAUUCUUUUCCACAGAAAGAUUUGGAAUGGUUAGGAAAAUUUAACGAAAUAAAUGCCUUUGACCAUGACUGGAUUCAUAAUAAUUUAGAGCCAGUUUUCGAAAAACACUUUAAAGAUACUCAAGAUAAUAUCACUGAUAUUCUUGACUUUGGUUGCGGUUACGGAAAACUUUGUCAACAGCUAGCACAAAUCUAUCCAGAUAUCAAUAUCACAGGAACAGAUAUCGACGAGGGGUCUAUACAACACUGUAGGAACACAUAUAGUUAUCCUAACCUAUUCUUCACACACACGAAACAUGGGACUCCACUACAGAAGAACAAGUUUGAUAUUAUUAUAUUACAUGAAGUUCUGCAUGACUUACCCGAUCCAGAACGAGUUUUAUCAGAGUUGAAAACGAUCCUGAAACCUAAUGGAUAUAUUGUGACCUUUGACCCUGACGUAUCGUCGGACGUUUCAAAAAAUGUUGAUAACGAGGCUGCAAAGACUCAUCUGCCAUACAGUGUAUUUUUUUGCUUACCGAAUAGUAUGUCAGAAAGUCCAGCGAUUGGUCACGGGGCCGGAUGGGGAGUUGAAGACCGCAGAAAAUUCAUAGAACAAUGUGGAUUUACUAUAGUCAAUGUUGACGAAACACAUGUUGAUUCAAUGGUUUCUAGAAUUGUUUUUAAAGAGAAAACAUCUUGAGAUGUAGAAAGUUGAAUAAAACUUUUCCAAAAAUUAUAA
Messenger RNA from Saccostrea cuccullata (small rock oyster), 1464 nucleotides. RefSeq names its product S-adenosylmethionine-dependent methyltransferase Rv2258c-like. The transcript is spliced from 4 exons. The record is from RefSeq and is a predicted model, not a curated record. NCBI's taxonomy places the organism in Eukaryota, Metazoa, Mollusca, Bivalvia, Ostreida, Ostreidae. Bases 340 to 1425 code for a protein of 361 amino acids.